Molecule: messenger RNA, 2152 nt
Organism: Achroia grisella
Lineage: Eukaryota; Metazoa; Arthropoda; Insecta; Lepidoptera; Pyralidae
Gene: lili
Product: protein Lilipod
Exons: 10
Coding region: 307-1983 (558 amino acids)
Biological process (GO): signal transduction
Molecular function (GO): transmembrane signaling receptor activity
Source: RefSeq, a predicted model, not a curated record
AUUUAUUUUGUAUUGUGAUUAAAUUUGGUGUUGUCGUGUUCGUGUUUCUUUGAAAAAAAUCUAUCUGUUGAGUUUCUCGUAUUAAUAUAAAUUUGUAAUGAUUUAAAAACCUAAAAGUAAAGGUUUUGUAAAAUGAAUACAAUGUAAUUUAGUUUGGUUCAUAUUGUGUUAACAGAGUCAGUGUUAAGUGAUCGUUCCAUUUGUAAUAUUAUGAAUUUGUCGGAAAAAUGAAGUGUUACUCUAACGUGGAAGCUUUAGAAGAAAAUUCAAUAACAAUUAAGAGAUAAUUUCUCUGUCAUAUGGACGAUGGAUGAUGAAGAAGCGGAUUUACGGGAGCAGAUAUUUCAUAACAAUGUCAGAGAGCAGAUUAUUUUCCUGCUACUCUUCAUUUUACUUUACCUCUUCUCAUUUAUGGUGAUUGAGAAGUUUAGACAGCGUGAUAGUGAGGACUGUCUUACAGCAGAUGAAGAUGAGGUGAAGGUUUACCGCAUAAGCCUGUGGCUGUGCACUUUUGCUCUAGCCGUAUCACUGGGAUCAGCACUAUUGCUGCCUGUGUCAAUAGUCAGUAAUGAAGUGCUGUUACUAUACCCGAAUAGUUAUUAUGUGAAGUGGCUUAACAGUUCAUUGAUACAAGGCCUAUGGAAUCAUGUGUUUCUAUUCUCAAAUCUGUCAAUGUUUGUAUUCCUGCCUUUUGCAUAUCUAUUUUCCGAGUCAUCCGGUUUCCCUGGAUGCAGGGGGCUAAGAGGACGAGUGUAUGAGACAUUUAUUGUCUUGGCUUUACUCGGUGUGGCCAUGUUAGGCCUGGCUUAUGUAAUCUCAGCAUGGUUGAAAGGAGACCGCUCCAGUAUUGAUGCUUUACUUAAUCUGUGGACAUAUUUACCUUUCCUGUAUUCGUGCGUGUCAUUCGUUGGUGUUCUGAUGCUGCUAGUGUUCACACCACUUGGAUUCGUCCGUUUGUUUGGUGUGGUGGGUGGUGUUCUGGUGAAACCACAAUUCCUGAGAGAUCUCAACGAGGAGUACUAUAUGUAUUCGUUUGAAGAGGAUACGAUAAAGCGGCGGAUAAAUAAUGCUGUUUCUACAGGUGUUGGGUACAUAACCCCCGAGCCCAUGUACCCUGACCGCGGGGAUAUUUCGUUUCCCGUGGACGCUGACACGUCCCUUUUAAAAGACGUGAGCGAUUCAGUACUGCAGGGCAAGGAGACACCUUUGCUGCGGUUGAGAAAUGGAGCGCUGCAGGCCGGACUUACGGACAGGUUGGCGAGGGUCGUCACUUUAAGAAAGGAGGUUGAGAGUCAAAGGAAGACGUCGUCCCUGCAACGCAACGUGGUGUACCCUCUGGCGAUGCUCCUGCUGCUAGCACUCACCACCAUCACGGUGCUAAUGGUGCUGCAGAAUAUUCUAGAACUGUUGAUUGGAAUUAAAGCGUUGCCACUUAGCACACGGCAAUUCUCCCUGGGCAUCGCAUCGCUAUCGAAGCUGGGGUGGGCAGGAGCGACCCUGGAAGCGGGGCUGAUCCUGUACCUGUCGGCGGCAUCGCUCACAGGGCUGAGUGCGCCCAUACGCGCUGCCAGAUUAUUGCCGCGCGCGCGCCGCACGCCUCUUGCGCGCAUCAUCGCACUCUGCGCGCUCCUACUCAUGCACUCCACCGCACAGCCGCUCCUCGUCAAGAUAUUAGGUAUAACAAAUUUCGAUUUACUGGGCGAGUUCGGCCGCAUCGAGUGGCUGGGCAGCUUCAAGUUGGUGGUGGUGUACAACGCCACGUUUGCCGCGACCGUCACGCUCUGUCUCGUCAGCAAGUUCACGGCUAGCGUCCGCCGCGAACUGUACAACAGAUUCAAGUGGAUAAUGGAUGUUUUCGUAAUUGAAGAUAAGACUCCAGUAAAUGUAUCACUCAUAGGCGGCAGAGCAUCAGUUGAGAAAAUACUUAAUGGUGAGAAGACAGAACACAAAGACAAGAUAGAGCAGCAUUUAAAAUCAGAAUAAGGUAGCAUCUAAAUAUCUCAAUGGUGACAUAAGACAAAUAUUGUGAUAAUGAUGUAUUAUGGUUAUGUAUAUUUGUAAGUGCCCAUUUUAAUUAAUAAUGAUGCCAUUUUUUAAAAGUGCCUUUGUGAAUGGCUACAUAUUACAUAUAAUAAAAUGUAUAUAAAGUAAU